Molecule: messenger RNA, 5712 nt
Organism: Esox lucius (northern pike)
Lineage: Eukaryota; Metazoa; Chordata; Actinopteri; Esociformes; Esocidae
Exons: 5
Coding region: 665-4411 (1248 amino acids)
Biological process (GO): regulation of transcription by RNA polymerase II
Cellular component (GO): nucleus
Molecular function (GO): protein dimerization activity; DNA binding
Source: RefSeq, a predicted model, not a curated record
CGCUAUGUUUUUUUCUUCCCAACAGACUAUUAAGUGACGACAUUUUCUCACUUUCACUAGCUGCCGUGUGUUGUGCAUUCAGCUUCAGGGCUCUAUCUAACUAGAUAUGUAGUUGGCUUCGUAUAUCUUCAUUCAGCGAAAACCCAUUUAUUCACUGAUGCUUAAGACAUUUCUAUCUAGAUAUUUUGCACUCUUUACCACACAUUCUGCGUCUAAGCUGAGGGCUCGCUCAAACAACGCAGGCAGCAAAACGAGCGCGCCUUUUCAGAAAGACCAUCCCGCGAGGCUAGAUCGGAGCCAAUCGCGUGAAACUACUCUGAAAUACUCGAGGACGUUUUGUUGACGCGUCAAAACGCUGUAACGUAAUUCGUCAAUCAUCUAUGUCAGUCAAACUCUGCCCUCGACGAUGAGAAGGAGGUAUCGGUUUGUCUGGAUAUCGCCAUUUAGCCUCGCGGAUAUCGCACACACGAGAUUGUCUAAUGUUGCAACGUAAAUGUGAUAACACGGUGUUGGCUUUUUUUGAGGACAUUCUAAAUGGCAUGUUCAAUCAGUUCGUGGUAAAUUGUGCUUUUUUUGUUGAUUGGCUUUCAUCGUCUGUAAUCACCACGGUAUACGUAGUCACUGAAUUAAGCAAAGACUAUUGUUUUGAACGAGCAAAUGAACGAUGGAUCUAAUCUCAAAGAAGAGAGCUACUUCUACAGUGUGGGUGCACUUUGGUUUAAAAGCGAACGAUAAAGGGGAGCCUGAAAAUAACGAGGAGGCCGUGUGCAGGCUGUGCCGAAGGAUAGUCCCGUGCAAAACGGGGAGCCCGACUAACCUGAGGUCACAUUUAAGGGUUCACCACGCUGAUGUGUUUUAUCAACUCAUGUAUGGUGGUGGUGGUGAUUCCACACAUCAGUCAUCAGAGCAGUCAGGUUCCGAACAGAGCCAGCACUACAAUGACAGCGGUGCCCAGGGCAACCACAGUGGGCAAAGCAGCUUCGGCGGUGCCCACGGCAACGUCGGUAGUGGCCCGGCUAACGACAGACCGCUCCACUUCAUCCCAGACACGGCGGUCCGGGGGGAGCCUUGGGCGGAAGGGGGCGACUGCCGGGCUGUGGGCUCCCUGCCCCCUUGUCUCAUGCUGCGCCGGGGGGGCAGUGGGCCUCUGCCCGGGGGAUCCACGGAGGAGGAGGAAGAAGAGGAGGUGGGGGUUUUCGCCAAGACCCUGUCGCUGGAGCAGGGGUGGACUUUUGGACCCUUCAUAGGAGAGUUAACACGAGGCCCGCUGACCUGCCUCAAAUACGCCUGGGCUAUCAAAGAAAAUGACUCCUACUAUUAUGUAGACGCCACAGAUGAAAACAAGUCAAACUGGAUGAGGUACGUGGCGUGUGCUGCCUGUGAAGAGGAGCACAACCUCACUGUGAUCCAGUACCGCGGUCAGAUCUACUACAGGGUCUCCCAGGCCAUCCCGGAGGGGACGGAACUCAAGGUCUGGAUUGGCCAGGAAUACGCCGCCAUGUUGGGGCUGGGGCUAGGUGAGCACAUCAAGUGUGAAUUCGGGGAUAAGGAAAUCCUCCUGCAGAUCUUCCGUGACAUCCAGGUUGUGCCGGUGGGAGGAGACAGCCGCCCAGACCCCAACGGCUCCUACAGCUGGUCAGACAACAGCCAAUCGGGGAGCCCCUUGCUUGUUAUUAGCGACGUCAGCAGCGGGCUACCCGCCGAUGCAAAUUAUUCUACAUUCAGCACUGCCCCAGCCGCGCAUCAAAACGCCAAUCAGAGGGGCCUAUCGGUCAACUUCAGGUAUGACUUUGUGAAAGGCUCCGACAAACUGUUGAGCCCCUCUCAGAACAACGGCCUCAUAUGGGAGUUCUUCGGGUUCGAGCCGGACGCCAGCGGCCAGCCAUUGGACAAAGACAAAGUCAUGUGCAAGCUGUGCGGCCAGCAUGUGGACUAUAGAGGUACAGUCGCCCACCUGGAAAAUCACCUGAUCCAGACCCACCACAUGAAGCGCAGAGACGUCGCCAAGGACGGCAACAAGCCCUGGGUUUCCACCUCGCGCCUCCGGCCGUACCACCCCGCGGUCGGCAGACCGCCGCUGCUCAACCACCCAUCAACACACAGAACCAGCAGCAACGGGGAUGAGGACUGGACCUGGAGUGGGAGUGGACGAUCCGCAGCGGCUGGCGCUAUCACAUCGGGUCCAGCCUGCAUUGGGACACAGGGACACAGCAUGCGCACUCACACCUUGACCUCCCAGACCACUAAUGCCAUUGCUGACUUCCUUGUGAGAGACUUGUUGCCCCUGGAUAUUGUGGAGGGGGAGGGCUUUAAACAGCUGAUCCAGACCCUACUGCCUUCCUGCAAGGAAUUUCCCUCGGCCUCUCUACUCGAGGACCUGCUGAGGGACAUCCACUCCAAGGGGAGAAAGAACUGCGCCAGGCAGUUGACAAAUAGCACCGGGUUGAGUGAAGACACUUUCGUGCCCACUGCUCCAGGACAACCCACGCCCAGUUCCUCCUUAACCAGGAUACCUGCUGGUUCAUACUUAGGGAGACGGAGCCAAGUCCCUCACCGUGUAGCCAUUAGUGCUGAAGUCUGGCGUCAUGACUGGCAUGGCAACAAGGGGAGAUGGACCACCAUUUGGGCCCAUUACAUUGACGCUGACUUCCGUUCCCACAACCUGGCUCUGGCCACGCAACGUCUGGGUGAGACUGGAACCGGGGACAUUGACCCGAGCACGGUCGAGGCUAAGGUGUUGUCCGUGGCUCAGGAGUGGGGCGUCUCGCUGCCGAGUUUCGUCCUGCUCGGGGGGGAAGACAUCGAAAAGACCAAGGCGGGUCCGAAGAAGAAAAGCGGCGAAGGGGUUGGAGAAGGCACCCACCAUCCGAACUCCACCACCUUCUUGGAGAGGGAGGACUCUGUAUCUUCAGAUGAUCUCUCGGGUCUGGAACGAGCCAUCGAGCGAGCCAACUCCACCCAUAAGGAGUCACGGUCUCCAACCAUACCCUGUUUCUUCACAUCUGUUCAGGCCUGCGUGGAGGAAGUCAUGGGCCAUUCCAUCAUCUCAAAAACCCUCUGCAUAUUCCAGAAAGUUCUCUACAGCUUCUUCUCCCUCUACGACAAAGACACGGAAAAACUUCACCCAGCCAAGAAGCUGAUCCUAGUCCUACAGAAGCAGGAGCGUAACGAGCUGAGGGCUUGGGCUUUUGGUAAACCAAGCUGGAAUGGUCUUUACAAUGUAGUUAAGACCCUCCUUCGCUAUCAGAACAUGAUCUCUGAGCUGUUGAAAGAAAUUAGUGAAUGCAGUGAGAUCCAAAGUGGACAAGACACAUCAAGUCCCAUAUCCUUGGAUUCAGGCAAAACUGCUCCUUUGAAAUCAGUGGAUGGCCUUGACACAAACUCCACUUCCACUGGCCGCACUAACGCCGAACCUGGGAGCUCAAACUCCUCUGUGCCCGUCCCUCUCAAGCGGUCAGACUGGAAGGUGUUGGAGGACCUUUGCUCUGUGCUGAAGCCUCUGGACGUGGCCUGCCGGACCCUGGCCAAGGAACCGUUCCCCAGGCUCUCACUGGUCAAACCCAUCCUCACCGGACUGGUGGACCGGCAUUUCGCUUCCCACCCCCGCCAUCGCAACGACUCCGCCCUCUUGAAGGAACUCAAAAAGAAGAUACGGUGUGGUCUAGCCUGCCGGUACAACAAUCCCCAAAUCAACCAGGAAUUGUGCAUAGCAUGUGCCCUGGACCCCCAGUUCCUUGGCUUGGGCUUCAUGGAUGUCAGAGAUCAGACAGCAACCUUUGUCUGGCUGAAGAAGGAAGCAGUCCGGAUCGUAGAGGAGGACCUACGGAGGGCUGAGGCCGCAUCUCGGGGAGGAAUGAAGCACAAGAGGAAGAAGAAGGGCUCCUCUUCAACCACCUCUUCAUCAGGAGAGAUGGACAGCGAGGUCCUGAGAAGGAGUAAGAGGCUAAAGGAGAUCACCCCGGUCAGUUUCAGGGAGAAAACGGCAAGCGAUUCAGACGAGAGCUCCGCGAACGACGACAGCGAGAGUGACAACAUGGAACCGGACUCGGAACCGGCCUCCCAGCAAACUGGAAUGGAGUUCCUGCUCGGCGAUCUGUUCAGCUCCCAGUCACAGAGCAAGCAGCCAUCGGCGGAGGAACGGGUGGACGUCGAGGUGUCCAUCUUCAGAGCGGAGAAGGGGCCUGCCCUGGGUGUGGAGCCUUUACAGUGGUGGAAUGCCAGAUCAGGACAGCUUCCCCUGCUGGCCAAGUUGGCACGUGUCUACCUGGCCGCUCCUGCCAUCGCGGGCAGUGCUGUCCAAGCGUUCCUGCAGGAGGGACUGACGUUGCACAGGAAAAGAACCAACAUCCCCCCGGAGGGACUUGAUCAGAUGCUAUUCCUGCAUCAUAACGGUCUGUCUGUGACCAUAUAGGAUCAUACAGCGGUCUGAAAUGGGGGGGAAGAACUCAUGUCAAUUGUAUGCUUUAUGGAACACACACACACACUACUGGAGUAUGAAAGAUGGAUUUUGUGAACACUCACUGUUCAAGCUAUCAAAUUGUAAUGACUUAAUUAAGAAGUUGGACUGUUUAACAUGUGGAAUUGCAGCAGAUAGCCUAACGGUUUUGAGGUAAUGGGUUAGCAAAGGAAAGGUCGGUUAACUGUUUUUGUUGUGCCUUUGAGCAAAGUGAUUGUGUUGAGUUUGCUGACACUCCAGAGAUGAGCGUCUGCUGAAUGACUGAUGGGUAAGUGUUAUUCUUCUGUGUUUUCAGAAUGUAGGUAUGAGAUGAACUCAAAGAGAAGUGCUUUCCAGGUAGUGCCUUAGCAUUUUUUUGAACCCUUUGCCUAACUAAAGAGAACAUUCUGUAUUUUUACUCUGUGUAUUUAGGCCACCUGAUAGUUUGUGUUGAAGCAAAUUAAUUAUGCCAAGUCUGAGAUGGGGCUCUCGUUACACUAAUGAACCUCUUCAUUUCCGUUUCAGGAUACUAUAGCUUUAUUUAAUUUUUUAUUCUGGACACAUUCUAUGUACAUGUUAAUGAAUUGGGCUUAAGCAGCAGGGUUUUAUUUUCGCCGUCAGUAGGAUCAAUUUACCCAAACCACUUCGCCCUCUCCCACGGGACGGUUCGGGGUAGUCAAACGGACCGUCGUAUUUGCCAAAACGCAUUGCCGGGGUCUGGUGAACGAUGAGUAGAUUGGGGGAUCGUAAAUGAUCCCCCGCAGAAAUAUGGCUACUUAAGUGAAGGUUUGGCAUGAUAACCGGGAAUGCUGUUGGACUGGGAAGAUAUGUGGGUGUUUGAGUCCCCCCAAACCAUUGAAGUGGUGGAACGUGUGAGCCCUGUCUGGAAAGCAAUAUGAACCUAUGGUCUUUUCGAGUAAGUUCUGUUGCUUGAUUGUGUUAACAGAGUAUAUGAAUAUGGUAUAAAACAACAUGUGGUAGUUGAAACAAACAUUUAGCUUUAUUUGUUCUGUGGAGAAAAUUGUGGAUCAGUCAUUUAUUAAGGACAAGAUAAACUGUAGUAUACCAAUUCAACUUCAUAGAAUUGUUUGCAAUUGUUUAAGCAUUUGACAUUUUAGUUUAGUGAACUAACGUGAUCAGUUCGGUCCUUUCUGCAUGUUAAAAUAUAUUUUGUAUUUAACAAUUCCGUAUGUAUAUAAAAAAUAACAUUUAUCUCUGCAUAUGUUCUGCCAAUGCAUGUUAUUUUCUUUUGUCAGUAAACAUUGUUGAGAAACGGG